CUCUCUCUCUCUCUCUCUCUCUCUCUGCGCCGCCGAGCGCCGCCGCCGUCGCCGGAGAUGACGGCCGCGGCGGGGCUGGGGUACGCUCUGAUCGCGCUCGGCCCCGCGCUCGCCCUCUUCGUCGCCGCCAUCGCCCGGAAACCCUUCCUCAUCCUCACCCUCCUCUCCAGCAUGCUAUUUUGGCUCGUAAGUCUAAUAAUCCUUUCGGGAGUGUGGAGGGGGUUUCUUCCUGUGAGGUCUUCAUCAUGGUGGCCGUACGCGAUUCUGAUCAUAACCUCCGUUGGUUUCCAAGAAGGCAUCCGUCUCGUAUUCUGGAAGCUUUACAAGAAGAUGGAAGAUAUGUUGGAUGCUUUCGCUGAUAGAGUAUCUAAGCCCCGUCUUUUUCUGACUGAUAAGAUGCAAAUCGCCUUAGCUGGUGGUUUAGGUCAUGGUGUGGCUCAUGCCGUCUUUUUCUGCCUUAGUCUCUUAACUCCUGCAUUUGGUCCCGCAACAUUUUAUGUCGACCGGUGCUCGCGCGUACCAUUUUUCCUUAUUUCAGCCAUUAUCUCACUUGGAUUUGUAAUAAUCCAUACUUUUUCAAUGGUUAUUGCUUUUAAUGGUUAUGCUGAAGGGAAGAAAAAUGAUCAAGUAUUUGCUCCAAUCGUGCAUAUCAUUGCCGCUAUUAUGACGCUAGUUAAUCUCGCGCCUGGGGGAUGCGUAAUCGGCGUGCCUUUGCUCUGUUUCGCAGCUGCUGUGACCUUGCAAUACUGCUGGAAGAUGGUGUGGAGGAGACUGACCGAGCAGCACAACAUGCAAAUCCCCAAUAGCUAGCAAUCAUCCUGUUCUUCAAGAUUCCAAUGGCCGAAUCUUUGGAAUGUUAUCGGUCGAUGAAUUAACACUUCACACAAUUUAUCAACACUUCGCACAAUUUAUCGUUAUCACCAAUUUUAGAAACUAGAGGAAGAAGGCCCUCUUUGCAGAAUAUUUUCUUGUAGGUAAAAAAAAAAAAAAGAAUUAUUCUUUCUUUCUUUCUUUUGGUUUUGAACUACUAUGAUUGUGUGAUGGAAAAUUGCACAUUAUUGGAAUGUGAGAUCGACGAGCUUUUAUUUCUAAGACAAUGGUAAGUUAUAAUUGUGAUAAACACUUCAAUUUGAUUUUUUUUUUUUUUCUUUU
This is a messenger RNA of Ananas comosus (pineapple), 1152 nucleotides long. Its product is annotated as gamma-secretase subunit APH1-like. The coding region runs from base 58 to 810 and encodes 250 amino acids. Gene Ontology annotation, biological process: protein processing; positive regulation of catalytic activity. Gene Ontology annotation, cellular component: membrane; gamma-secretase complex; endoplasmic reticulum. NCBI's taxonomy places the organism in Eukaryota, Viridiplantae, Streptophyta, Magnoliopsida, Poales, Bromeliaceae. The record is from RefSeq and is a predicted model, not a curated record. The transcript has 6 exons. Gene Ontology annotation, molecular function: protein-macromolecule adaptor activity.